This is a messenger RNA of Panonychus citri (citrus red mite), 963 nucleotides long. RefSeq lists its product as uncharacterized. Gene Ontology annotation, molecular function: protein binding. NCBI's taxonomy places the organism in Eukaryota, Metazoa, Arthropoda, Arachnida, Trombidiformes, Tetranychidae. The coding region runs from base 71 to 847 and encodes 258 amino acids. The transcript is spliced from 3 exons. The record is from RefSeq and is a predicted model, not a curated record.
UAAAAAAGGGAUAAUUUAAACAGGAUUUAACUGUUAAUUAAUCCAUUCAAUCAAUUGUGAUUAUUUGAUUAUGAAUUUAACUAAGAAAUUAUGGAAAAUCAAUCCUAUUCCAAUUGUCAUCAACAUGAUUAUUAUUUCAUUUUUAAACAUAAUAAGAUCCAAUGGUCAAUCUUUUGACUAUCCAUCACAUUCAAUUUACGGUGGUUGCAAUCGGAGUUUUGCUGUUAACAAUCCUAUUUCAGUCUAUUUGGUUCAUAAUCAAAACGACGCAAUUAGAUAUAAUUGUUCAUUCUCGUUAAAUGUCACUCCAGGACUGAGAACUUACUUAGCUCCAUAUACAUUGGAAAUGACAAAUAUGCAAUUUAUUGUAUCCGAGUACGAAAACGUCGGUUUGUAUUAUGUAUUCGAUCGUGAACCUUAUCAAACAGUAAGCAUCGGUGGCAAUUCCUUCCGGCACUCACCAAUAUACCUCUGGUUUCUUCUUCUCGAUAAUAGUCUUCCUGGUACAAUAACAGCCAAUAUAUCGAUGACUCACAUGGAGCAUAGCAUAGAUGCGAGCCGUUGUACCAUUACCUCAGGUAAAUUCUAUUGUGGAGAUGGUCAAUGUUUAGAUCAAAGAUUUCGUUGUGAUGGUAGAGUAAAUUGUUUUGGGGGUAAAGAUGAAGAAGAUUGUCCACACAAUCAAUCCGGUCAACCCUGGUUGCUGAUUCUAUUAUCCAUUUCGACGGUGAUCAUGUUCCUGAUUAUUUCUUCGGCUCUACUUUGGUUUGGAUGGACCAAAAUAAUGAUUACGAGGACCACUAGUACGAGGAUUACGAGGAUUAGUGACCACAACGUGGUCCAGUAAAAUUCUGGAUUUGUAAUCUCACCAUUGGCAAUAUGAAUGAAUCUAUCGAAUCAAGUGAUUGAUUGUUCUAAGAAUAAAGUUGAUUUCUGAUUGUUUCAUGUUACAAUCAAUUUGAA